UGUGUUGUUGACGUUGGUACAGUGGUUGUCGAAGUAGGCACUGUAGUUGUAGACGUGGGCAUCGUGGUUGUCGACGUCGGCACCGUUGUGGUCGACGUUGGCACAGUGGUUGUGGAUGUAGGCACUGUGGUUGUCGAAGUCGGCACUGUAGUGGUUGAAGUUGGUACAGUGGUUGUUGACGUAGGAACUGUAGUUGUAGACGUUGGUACAGUGGUUGUCGACGUUGGUACAGUGGUUGUCGAAGUAGGCACUGUAGUUGUAGACGUUGGUAGAGUGGUUGUCGACGUUGGUACAGUGGUUGUCGAAGUAGGCACUGUAGUUGUAGACGUUGGUACCGUGGUUGUCGACGUUCGGCACAGUGGUUGUCGAAACGUGGGCACCGUGGUUGUCGAAGUCGGCACUGUGGUUGUCGAAGUCGGCACUGUAGUGGUUGAAGUUGGUACAGUGGUUGUUGACGUAGGAACUGUAGUUGUAGACGUUGGUACAGUGGUUGUCGACGUUGGUACAGUGGUUGUCGAAGUAGGCACUGUAGUUGUAGACGUUGGUACAGUGGUUGUCGAAGUCGGCAAAGUGGUGGUCGAAGUAGGCACUGUAGUUGUAGACGUUGGUAUAGUGGUUGUCGACGUUGGUACAGUGGUUGUCGAAGUAGGCACUGUAGUUGUAGACGUUGGUAGAGUGGUUGUCGACGUUGGUACAGUGGUUGUCGAAGUAGGCACUGUAGUUGUAGACGUGGGCACUGUGACGUUGGGUAGAGUGGUUGUCGACGUUGGUACAGUGGUUGUCGAAGUAGGCACUGUAUUGAGACUUAGACGGUGCACCGUGUUGAUCCGACUGUGGGCACAGUGGUGUCGAGUCGGCAAAGUGGUGGUCGAAGUCGGCACUGUGGUUGUCGACGUCGGCAAAGUGGUGGUCGAAGUCGGCACUGUGGUUGUCGACGUUGGUAAAGUAGUGGUGGACGUAGGAACUGUAGUUGUAGACUUGUCGAACGUUGGUACAGUGGUUGUUGACGUGGGCACAGUGGUUGUCGACGUCGGCAAAGUGGUGGUCGAAGUCGGCACUGUGGUUGUCGACGUCGGCAAAGUGGUGGUCGAAGUCGGCACUGUAGUUGUCGACGUUGGUACAGUGGUUGUCGACGUAGGAACUGUAGUUGUAGACGUUGGUACAGUGGUUGUCGACGUUGGUACAGUGGUUGUCGAAGUAGGCACUGUAGUUGUAGACGUUGGUACAGUGGUUGUCGACGUUGGUACAGUGGUUGUCGAAGUAGGCACUGUAGUUGUAGACGUUGGUAGAGUGGUUGUCGACGUUGGUACAGUGGUUGUCGAAGUAGGCACUGUAGUUGUAGACGUGGGCACUGUGGUUGUCGACGUGGCACAGUGGUUGUCGACGUUGGCACAGUGGUUGUCGACGUGGCACAGUGGUUGUCGACGUUGGUACAGUGGUUGUCGACGUUGGCACAGUGGUUGUCGACGUGGCACAGUGGUUGUCGACGUUGGCACAGUGGUUGUCGACGUUGGCACAGUGGUUGUCGACGUGGCACUGUGGUUGUCGACGUGGGCACAGUGGUUGUCGACGUGGCACAGUGGUUGUCGACGUUGGCACAGUGGUUGUCGACGUAGGCACAGUGGUUGUCGACGUUGGUACAGUGGUUGUCGACGUUGGCACAGUGGUUGUCGACGUGGCACUGUGGUUGUCGACGUUGGCACAGUGGUUGUCGACGUGGGCACUGUGGUGUCG
Ostertagia ostertagi is the source of this 1734-nucleotide messenger RNA. The record is from the annotation of a GenBank genome assembly. NCBI's taxonomy places the organism in Eukaryota, Metazoa, Nematoda, Chromadorea, Rhabditida, Trichostrongylidae.